ACAAAGAAAAGAUCAUUGAUUCACUCACAACUUUCAUCUAUUUAUAGUCUUUAACCCAUUUCAGUAUCAUUGAUUCACUCACAAAGAAAAGAUCAUUGAUUCACACACAUUUUCCUUUUUUGUUGUUAAAUAUUCACACACACUUUUUCUUCCAAAGAAAGAAAGAUGCCGAUUAGCCGGAGAGUUCUGACGCCGAUCACCGCCGCUCCGGUUAUCUUAGCCGUCCUUUGCUUCUUCUUUUGGUCAUCAAUCAUCGGGCCGGACAAUUUAAAGGGCACGAAACACGUCCUUCAAGAUGCUAAGACCAUUCCUCUUCCCGUCGAUGGACCAGAGAGCCUAGAGUUCGAUCCACAAGGUGAAGGCCCUUACGUUGGCGUCACCGACGGUCGCAUUCUCAAAUGGCGCGGUGAAGAACUCGGCUGGGUCGAUUUCGCCUACACUUCUCCUCACAGAGAUAACUGUUCGAGUCAUGAGGUAGUACCAAGUUGUGGGAGACCAUUGGGACUUAGCUUCGAGAGGAAAACAGGAGAUUUGUACAUAUGUGAUGGUUACUUUGGGGUCAUGAAGGUCGGACCAGAGGGAGGCCUGGCCGAGUUAGUUGUUGAUGAAGCCGAAGGUCGUAAAGUUAUGUUUGCCAACCAAGGGGAUAUAGACGAAGAGGAAGAUAUUUUCUACUUCAAUGAUAGCAGCGAUACAUACCAUUUCAGGGACGUAUUUUACGUGUCUUUGUCCGGGACAAAGGUUGGAAGAGUAAUUAGAUACGAUAUGAAGAAGAAAGAGGCCAAAGUUAUUAUGGACAAACUUCGUUUACCAAAUGGUCUAGCUCUAAGCAAAAACGGUUCGUUUGUAGUCACAUGCGAGAGUAGUACGAACAUUUGCCAUAGAAUAUGGGUCAAAGGUCCCAAAUCCGGAACCAACGAGGUUUUCGCAACGCUCCCUGGUUCCCCGGACAAUAUCCGGCGUACGCCAACAGGCGAUUUCUGGGUCGCAUUACAUUGCAAAAAGAAUUUGUUCACACGUGCAGUUUUGAUUCACACUUGGGUCGGAAGGUUUUUCAUGAACACGAUGAAGAUGGAGACUGUAAUUCAUUUCAUGAACGGAGGAAAACCUCAUGGAAUUGUCGUGAAACUCUCUGGAGAGACAGGAGAGAUUCUUGAGAUACUUGAGGACAGUGAAGGGAAGACGGUGAAAUAUGUUAGUGAGGCUUAUGAGACAAAAGAUGGAAAGUUAUGGAUCGGAUCUGUGUAUUGGCCGGCCGUUUGGGUUCUUGAUACAUCGGUUUAUGAUUCCAUAUGAGUUAGCCAAAAGACCAAACGCCAAAAUGAAAUAAAUUAUCACUUAGUUGUGUAAUUUGUUUAUUAGCGGGAAUGCAUCUUGUUUUUGUAUCUUCUUGUUUGUUGCGUGAGUGAAUUAUAUAUGAUGUAAACUUGGAUUCUACAAAAUUUUGUUUGAAGUUGAGUAUUUGAAUGUAGUUGUGGGUCGGUAUGGUUUUUUUCAAAUACGGCAUUAUCGAAAAAAGGAAAAUGAAAAUUGUGUCGUGAGACUCGUGG
This is a messenger RNA of Arabidopsis thaliana (thale cress), 1550 nucleotides long. RefSeq names its product Calcium-dependent phosphotriesterase superfamily protein. The transcript has 3 exons. Gene Ontology annotation, cellular component: vacuole. Lineage: Eukaryota; Viridiplantae; Streptophyta; Magnoliopsida; Brassicales; Brassicaceae. The record is from RefSeq and is marked reviewed. The coding region runs from base 166 to 1296 and encodes 376 amino acids.